Messenger RNA from Westerdykella ornata, 2143 nucleotides. RefSeq lists its product as uncharacterized. The coding region runs from base 363 to 2021 and encodes 552 amino acids. The transcript has a single exon. NCBI's taxonomy places the organism in Eukaryota, Fungi, Ascomycota, Dothideomycetes, Pleosporales, Sporormiaceae. The record is from RefSeq and is a predicted model, not a curated record.
GGGACCUUUUCCCGUUUAAUCUAGAUCGGAAUCGUUGUCCGCAUCGUCCGGGAUCAUUGCCCGCAUCUCAUUUCCACUCCGUUUCUCCGCCAUCCUAACCCCACUCGGACGAUUCAACGUUGUUGGCCAUGAUCCUUCAUCAGCGCUGGCGCGAGCAAUGUCGAACGAGCAGGAAUAGCUCUCUCGCACUUUCUCCCAACCGUCUCGGAAGGAGGCACAAGUCCCAGCAGUAUGCCCAAUGCCCUCUUCACCAUGCCAUAUCUGUAGCCCGCCGCUCUGAUUGCGCCCCAUAGCGAAUACCCCAUCUAUCCAACAUCCUCCUACGCUUUACAAUCGGCCUACGCUCGCGCCGCUGCGACGGCAUGAGUUGGUUCUUCCGGGGUGUUCAAUCCGCCAUCUUCCACUAUCUUUCCUGUGUACCUUGCGGAGAACUAGCCCGACAGCAUGCUCGGCGGAACAAGCGGAAGAGGGCGAGGAAGGUCUAUGAGGAGCACAGCAAAGUGACCUCUGCUGAACAAGUCUAUGAGCACCCUCCUCCCACGGGCAUCAACCCCUACUGGGCGGAGGAAAUCGCCCUGGGUCCGGGACCUCCACCACGACGCAAAAAGCGAUCCAAUACAACCAACAGCAGUCAGAGAGACCCUCGUAGUGCUCUGGUCAGCCAAGCCGGCAGCAGUAUUGAUGCUCAGUCUGGAAGCAGUCUCGACGUCCGCCGAAUGCCGCGAGAUCGACAGUUCAGCGACGACAAGCUCGGCGACGAGAAUUGGAACCGCAGGCGUUAUCAACGGGAAGAUGAAGACCUCUGGGGAACCGCAAAGCCUCCCAGUCCCUCCAAGUCAGGAAUUCCACGAGGAUCUUCAGUUGGGCUCGGCGGCUCCACCAGGCCAGACACUUCCAAGUCAUCAUCGACUCAAUACGGUCCUGAGCCAACACCGAAGCAACACGAAGUCCUUUGCCCUGUUGUCGACCUACCUUAUCUACAGUCACUUCAGUCUUCAGAUACGCACUGGAUGCUGCAACCACCGCCCAAAGCGAGCAUCAUGAGUGGGAAAGAACGCCCUAACCGCAGUACCAGUCGCACUGGAAGCGCGGGCAGCAGUCGAGUAGCGCUGGGUCCGCAACGGGCAGCCAGCGAGCGACAUUUGCGACGGAAACGCGAACGCGGAGAAACUGCGGCGUCGUCUCCCACAUCGCAACCUUCUUACAACGGCCCUGCACUGCAAUCAUUUGAGGAGCUAUCCACUGCCCCGCAGAAUAGCCAGAUGUCGGCAGGUAACCUUCGGAGGAAACGACGGGAUACUGCAGUGGAUCAUGGAAGUAAUACCGAGGGCUCGUCCACGAGGUCAGCGGACACCGUUGCCCGUGAUCCGCGAACACCGAGAAUGGUAGAGCGGAAUGGCAGGCGCUCCACUUCGAUUCCUGUACGAGAUGAUUACGGCUUAGUACCGCAUCUAGACUCUCCCAUCAGUACAUCACCGGCUCAGUGCCCUGCCACGACGUCUCCAGUGCCUAGCAGCAAGGAUGUUCGCUUCCGAGGGAGCCUGCAACGGCUCUCGACCAUCAUCUCGAGCGAAUCCGACAACCCCGAAGCCAAGCAAGGCACCCAACGCAGACGCUCUUCCGCCCAGACCUCCGAAAACAUACCGACGACCAACCGUGAACCAGUUUCGCCGACGCAGUCCUCCGAUGAAUUUCCUUAUCUAAGGAAACGCGGCGCGGCGCCCAGCUCAUCCGAUCUCUCCUCGUUAAAGGUGUUGCAGGAACUCGUCCCCGUAAGAUUGAUACUCGGUUCACGCUUCGUGUCGUCGCCUCUCCCCGAAGCCCGUAUUCGACUGCCACCAGAGGAUGGCGAGGAAGCGAGAGCUCUGAAUGAGGUGGAGAUAUGGGAUGGUGCUGGGUUUGGGAUGAGCCGUUCAGGGCGAUGCAAUGCUGUGGGGGAUCCGGAUGACUACCCGGAAAACGCUGUUCGGGGAGACGAUACGAAAUCAAGCGCGCGGUUCAGGUGGAGUGUCGACUUUUGAACAAGGGCCAUGGGCGUUUCGGGGAUUGUGUGGGGAUCGGAUUCCGCUUGCUAUCGUUGAUGGAAAAGGGACCCUCACGACAUCUAUGUUGCCCGUGUUUUGCGAAGUUUGGAUUUCGCCUC